ACACGGUCCACGCAGGAGGCUGAGCCACUGCGUGGUUCUCUGUGUGUGCUGCCUGCCAACACGGUACCAAGGGGACAGUGUCCCCUUCCUCACCAUCUCCUUACGUGGCCAGUGCACAGAGCACUUGCUCCUCUCUCACUCCUGCCCUCGAGGCUCCCACAUUCUUCCUUUAUCAUAACAGGAUAGCUUUCUUUCUCUUCAAAAUGAAAGCCCCUUGCACUCUGUGGCCAGUCCUUCAUGCCUGUCAUCAGCACCGCCUUGGAUCUGGUGUCCAGUCCCUCUUGGUUUGGUCCUAUUCUUUAUCCCACGAGGUUGAGCAGUGUGGAGCAGGAGGAGAAGGUGAAUGGAGUCCUGCAGAGCCAGUUGGGUGAAGGCCACCUGACUUCUGCCAGUCACCGUGACCUGUGUGACACCGACCAGCCUCCCUGCACCAGUGCCAUCCUGUUUGAUGAGCAGGGAGUCUCCAGGGCACUGGAUGCAGCUACAACUCGAGGUGACAGCAACACACAGGAAGGACAAGAGCCCAUGGAGACCAGGCUCAGCGGGGAGGAGGAGGAGGCGAAUCCCACCCAGCAGACCUCACUGCAUGAGCAGCGUGUCACCCUCUCCAGUGGCCAGGACCUCUCUGAGUCCCGCUGCCCUUCCCGCUGUCCUGCUGCCCGAUGCAGGAGACGACUGCGCCUGCCCGGGUCCAGCUGAGAACUAUGAAGAGGAGGAAGACGAAGAAGAUCUAGAAUCACUGGCCUCCAGUGUGCCCAGUGAGCUGCAGGAGGACGCAGGGACCACAGGGCUGUCACAGGCACUGACGGAGCAGGGUUUCCCUCCUGGUGGUGCUGACCUGUCUGGCUGCCGAGAGCUGAUCAGAAGUGCCGCCUCCCUGUCUGCCGAGCCUGAGGCCGAGUCUGUUCUGGAUGGAGCGGUUCUUGGAUUCCCAGGAGCCCAGCCAAGACUCCCCGCACUGGCCCAGACGGUCUCUCCCCUGCUCGCUGGCCCGAGUGCCCUGAAACCGAGGAUGAGCGAGAGAAAGUUGCUGUUCAGCAAGUGGAGAGUCAUGUGCAGUUUCUCAGGCCUGCAGCUGCGGGUGCAGAGGUCGGAGGCUGACAGGUCCAAGGGGCACCAGCAGGCUCGCUGUCUGACGAGGACCCCUUUCCUGAUUCGUCCAUGGCCCUUUCUCUUUGUGUCCCCACGUGCUAGAAGGCAGCUCUCUGGGGUCUUCUAUGUGGGCCCUCAUCCCAUUCAAGAGGGCUCUGCCCUUAGGAACGAAUCAUUGCCUAAAGGUCCCAUCUUCUAUUGA
Messenger RNA from Lemur catta (Ring-tailed lemur), 1294 nucleotides. RefSeq lists its product as uncharacterized. The record is from RefSeq and is a predicted model, not a curated record. NCBI's taxonomy places the organism in Eukaryota, Metazoa, Chordata, Mammalia, Primates, Lemuridae. Bases 449 to 1294 code for a protein of 281 amino acids. The transcript is spliced from 7 exons.